UCAUCAGCAGAAGAACCUACAAACACACACACAGCAAACACAGAGAUGACACCGCGGGAUUCCCCUCCGACCGCACACACACUCCUGCCUGCGUGAAACACCCGCACUGAGCCGUGGGCGGUUUUUGAUCCCUGCGCAGAUCCGGGUGUUUUUUUUUAUUUUUUAUUGCACCUGCUCCUCGGUGCAGUUUUUUUUCCUCCGGCUCCUCGAUCGGGCCUGAUACUGAGGAGGAGGAGAUCAGCCCUGACUCCGGGGCCUGCACCGUCCUCCAGCCGCUGUCAUCGGGGCCCCGACUCGAGCAUCGAGGGUUUGUCGCGGUUGUUUUUUUUUGCCGGACUCGUCGGUGCCAUGGAGCCCACAUCAGCCUGGUCCUGAGAAGAGCCAACAUCUCUGGCCUGCAGUCCUCUUCACCCCUGCUCCGAGUAGCAAGCCCGCGCCCUCGCACGCUUCUCUCUAACGAAGCAGACAGAGCGACAGACCGAGCCACAGACCCGCAGAGCGACAGACAGCCGAGUCAUGGAGGCGAUCUGGCUCUACCAGUUCCGGCUGAUCGUCAUCGGCGACUCCACGGUGGGCAAGUCGUGUCUGAUCCGGCGGUUCACGGAGGGCCGCUUCGCCCAGGUGUCGGACCCCACCGUCGGCGUGGACUUCUUCUCCCGGCUGGUGGAGAUCGAGCCGGGGAAGCGGAUCAAGCUGCAGAUCUGGGACACGGCGGGUCAGGAGCGCUUCAGGUCCAUCACCCGGGCUUACUACCGCAACUCUGUGGGCGGGCUCCUCCUGUUCGACAUCACCAACCGCCGCUCCUUCCAGAACGUCCACGAUUGGCUGGAGGAGGCGCGUAGCCACGUCCAACCCCACAGCAUCGUCUUCCUAUUGGUCGGCCACAAGUGUGACCUGGAGGCGCAGCGCCAGGUGAGCCGUCAGGAGGCAGAGAAGCUGGCGGGGGCUUAUGGGAUGCGCUACAUCGAGACGUCGGCCCGUGACGCCAUCAACGUCGAGCACGCCUUCACUGAGCUGACCAGAGACAUCUUCGCCUUGGUGCGGUCCGGCGACAUCACAAUCCAGGAGGGCUGGGAGGGCGUGAAGAGCGGGUUCGUCCCCAACGUGGUUCACUCCUCCGAGGAAGUGACCAAGAGCGACCGCCGCUGCCUCUGUUGAUCUGGAAAGAGUUUGACGAUGGGACUGAAGGCGAAAAGGGGGGGGAGGACUCAGAGGGGAGCGGCUGACGGACUGAGGUGUCGGCCCCGGGACUGGAACUGUUGCUAACCCUCCGUUGUUUCUUCAGACUGAAAACAAACAGGGAUUGUUUGAGGGAUUUCAAUGAACACCGUAAACGUGGGUGCACAGGUGAAGGGAUGUGCCCAUUUAUAAAUACGUUUUAUCCGUUGGAGAUGAAGGAUCACAGAUCGAGGGCUCCCACGAUUCAACUCCUUUAGCCUGUUUAUGGGAUUUGUUGCCUCAGAGUUUUAGAAAGGCCUUAGAAAGAAGAUUCAUUUUGGUUCUUCGCCAAAAUGAGAUGACGCUCUCGACUCGUGACGUCGUUCUUUCUCCCGUCAUCUCUUCCUUCACCUCUUCUCCCUUCACUUCUUUACCUUCUCUCCUCCACCAAUAUGCAAUCACAUGAUCACGUACAAAACAACCACUUUGGCGUUGUCCGACAUCCUCCGAGCACACACCAUUCCAAUGAGAUCAGUCAGCACCUUUAGAUCACGUCUCCCUCCGUACAAAGAGUUUCAUUUCUCUCCUGCUGACAGAUUAUUCCACAUUCCACGAUCAGAGCUCAAGUGAGGAGUCCUAAAUCAAAAGACUGAUUUCCUUCUUGUAGCCUUAACUCCGUUGCCACUUUAUUUCUCCGUGGAACAUCUGAAGGCUGCAGUGAGCUCGAUGACAACAACAUGGUUACAUCCACUGUCAUUCUGCUAAUUCCAGCACCGACACAAAACACCGUCACCCACCCGGUUCCUGGUGGACUCCGCAAACAGGAAAAGAAGUGUACAGCUUAACUGACGGAGGUGGAGACGCGUAACAACUCCUAACUCUCUUGCCUUUAACUGGUAUGAAGUGGACUAAUAGGAAUGUUGGAGCCUCUAUAGCCGUUUGAAAUGUGCAAAUAAGCAAACUGGAGGUUAUUUAUUUCUCAGACAGAGGGAGACCAGACCACGCAGGGGGGAACUCGACGAACGGACUCCGCAAAAAGAGCCACGCCAACAUCCGUGCACGCAUACGGACGGGACUCGUCGAGCCAAGAGGGUCCAAUCAGCAGGCGUCAACCCAACACAGGAAAAAGUGGUUUACAUGCCUUUUUGGGUGCGUGUGCAUAAAUGUAAUAUCACAGUAGACUUUGAUUUUCAGUUGAACCAGUGUCGCAGGUGAAUGAAGAAUUUUGAGUUUCAGCUGAUGAAGUUGUCUGUGGCGCCACUUUUCAACACAGGUGUCAAAAAUCUUCAGUUCUGAGAUGUUCGACUGUUGAAACCACAGUUUUUCUUCCUGAUUAAACUUAGUGAGUUAUUUUCUAAAGGAGCAGUUUGAAAUUUGCUUAUUCACUUCAUGGUGUGAAGAUGAGUUUCUACCCAGAACCCACGUUAACCGACAGCUCUGUUACUUUAAUUGCAUCAUGUCCUCCAUGCCAGGCUUUGUUCAUCUGUGCCCGACGUAUGAAGAGCAUCAUCACAGCCUCCUCUUCAUGUUUGCUGAUGAAGCGCUGGACUUUUAACAGCUGUGCCAACGUAAAUGAUGCAUGGAAGUUUGUCGGGAGUUGCGGUGACAUCGUGUGAAGCGAUAAUUCGUAAGUAAAGCAGCAUGGAUGAGCCUGACGCUUUCAGAGGACGUGCACAUAGGGGGGACAUGAAUGCAAGAAAGAGACAGAAGACUGCGUCAGAUUCCUCGAGCCUGCAGCUUAAAACUUCAUGCACAAGCACGAGAGUGUUUUUUAAUUUGAAGAAGAAAGGGAAUAAGCAAAUUUACUAAACUUUCUUUAACGUUUAGCAUCCGUUUGGAGUUUUAGCCACAAAUAACGAACGUCCGUUUACUGGCAGAUUCUGUUCAGACCUCUGGCAGAGCAGCUUAUCUACUGGCCAUGAUGAUAUAAUGAGCUGUGUCUGAUGAUCUGAUGAUGUUGUUGACAAGAUGAAUAAUGAGUGUUUGGAGCGACACCUGAAGACCUCUCACAAAUUGCCCCUUUCUUUGACUUUGCACACAGACACGUUAUUUAGGGGUCAAAGGAAAAACCCGUUGAUUCUGACACUGUGACAGGCAACAUGUCAGCGAGCCCUGUAUUCAAACGCAUGCAUCUGUCGGGUGACAACAACAGUUUCCUGCCCUCGGUGUAACUCUUCUUCCACAGGAGUCGUUUGUUUUCAGUCCUCUGAGCUGUACAAAGACAAAACUGUUCCUCACAGUCCUUAAUCCUGCCGGGUGACAGCCGACAGUCUCUCUUCCUCUGCUCUAGUUAUCUAUCUACAAACUGAAAUGUACUAAAAAAAUAAAAUGUGACUGGAAAAA
Paralichthys olivaceus (Japanese flounder) is the source of this 3501-nucleotide messenger RNA. RefSeq names its product RAB39B, member RAS oncogene family b (gene rab39bb). NCBI's taxonomy places the organism in Eukaryota, Metazoa, Chordata, Actinopteri, Pleuronectiformes, Paralichthyidae. Gene Ontology annotation, cellular component: Golgi apparatus. Gene Ontology annotation, biological process: Rab protein signal transduction; vesicle-mediated transport. The record is from RefSeq and is a predicted model, not a curated record. Gene Ontology annotation, molecular function: GTPase activity; myosin V binding; GTP binding.